GACGAGGUUAAAGGUCAAUUACAUACAGCUGUCUGCUACCUUGGGACAAAAUGUAGCUGAUAUCUAUUUUGGACAAGAUGUGGACGUAUAUCAAGCAAUGAACGUGUCAUUCCGAACCAAAUCUCGACACGGCUACUCAGUGGAAUUCUCGCCGUAUUACCCACAACGUCUAGCAUGUGCCACAUCUCAGUAUUACGGCCUUGCUGGUUGUGGGACACUAUUUGUUCUUGAUGCAACUCCAAACGGCCUUGUGCCUUUACAGACUUACCAGUGGAACGAUGGUCUGUUCGAGGUUACUUGGUCUGAAGGCAAUGAAAAUGUGUUGGUGGCAGCGGCUGGUGAUGGCAGCAUCUUGGUGUGGGAUGUCUCCCAACCUCAGGGUCCCCUAAAGGCUCUAAAAGAACACACAAAGGAGACCUAUUCUGUUCACUGGAGUCAGACAAGGAAUGAGAACUUGGUGAUCAGCGGGUCCUGGGACAGUCUCAUCAAACUGUGGGACAUCUCCCAGUCUAGCUCCCUGUCCACUUUUGAAGGCCACAGGUCAUUAGUCUACUCUGUGAGAUGGUCACCACACAUUCCAGGCUGUUUUGUUUCAGCAUCAGGUGACCAGACACUGUGUGUGUGGGACAUUAGGAAGCCUCAAUUUGCUCAGACAGUAAUCCCAGCUCAUGAGGCAGAGAUUCUCACCUGUGACUGGUGUAAAUAUGACCAGAACUUGGUGUUCAGUGGGGCAGUGGACGGUACCAUACGAGUGUGGGAUAUAAGAAAUCCUCAAACACCAAUCAACCAACUGCUUGGCCACAAGUUAGCUGUGAGGAGAGUCAAGGCUUCCCCUCAUGCUGGCAACAUCCUUGCUUCCUGUUCAUAUGAUUUCACCACCAGAGUAUGGGAUAUGACUGGCCCCUCUGCUCUGGAGGUGAUAGAACACCAUACAGAGUUUGUGUAUGGCCUCGACUUCAACCUCCACAUCCCCGGACAGAUAGCUGACUGUGGCUGGGAUGAAUUAGUGCAUGUCUUCUCUCCCCGCAGUCUGCAGCAGUAAUCACUCACAUUAUCAGACAGACAACUAAUUAGGGCAGCGAUGAGGUGUAGUGCAUCUUCUAUUCUAGCAGUCUGCUGCUUAAAACCUUCACAUCUCUGAACAAAUAACUGAUUAUGGCUAGGACAAAUUUGUGCACACCUCAUCUCUCCACACCCUGCCACCCUAACUUCCCAGCCAAGAUUCUCUUUACCCCAGGACAGAUUACUGUGGCUUAAGCAAACUACAGCCAUAUUACUUGUUAAAGGAAUCUUGAGUGAAAUGACUGCUCUUUCACAAACUGUGACAGGUAAAUAACAUAUAUAUAGUGAAUACAUGUGUUAAAGCUAUGGAAAAGAUGUAACAAAAACAGAGAACAGCCAAGCAUCCAGGACAUACCAUUGAACUUGAAACAUUUUAGGACAGAAAAAGACAACAGAUUGAAAGGCCAGAAAGUAAGCAGCCGUUUGAGGCAAUUAAAGUUCUGGGACACAGGUCAGGAUCAAGAGGACUCGGGACAAUCAGGUGGGCCAGCAAGAAAAUGCGCCGCCCAUUAUAGACAAAGCAUUAGGGAUUUCAAUAAGUGAUUUGAUCUAGGAGACAGUGAAGAUGCAUUGUCAACAUUGUGAAAAAGUCCACAACAUUAAUUGGGGAAUAGAUUUCUAAAGAAAUCGUCCUGAAGAAACCACUGUUCGGAGGAUAUUCGUAAACACAACUAAUAUACACUUGCAUAAUAUAUUUGGUUUAUAAAUCCUGUUAUUGAUGCCAUGUUGUAUAAAGAAGCAUUUUUGGAAAAUAUCUUUUAAUAAUGGUGGCUUAAUUAUUAAUGUAUAAUCACUCGGAUAAGAAUUGUGUCACAGUUGAUUUUUAUAUUCAAGAGCUACCCAAAGUCAGUUUGUGCCUUGCACUAAUCACCCUGCUGGCAGAAACUUAACAAAUGUUUUGUUAAGUAUAAUACCACCAACACAACAUUUGUCAAUUUAUUAAUAUUUAAUUUACAGCAUACAUUUUUUGUAGUUUUCUGUCAAGUUUUUGUUCUUUCUACCUAAAUGAUCUUUAUAGUAUUUGAGGGAUUCAAGGGAUGAUACUGUUUCAGUUAUGAAUAAAAGUUUCAUAAAUAAAGACUUGUAUACAGACAGUUGACAAAGAUGUGCUUAAUUUAUACUGCGGGUAAUAAUAUAUGUUUGGAAGAGCUUGUGAUAUUUUGAACGGGUGAUAAUAGAGGAUUGUGUGAAACCAUGUAAGUGUAUGUCAGUGUUUGAUUUAACAUAUUGUUAGUUACCUGAUUGUAUGUGAUUUAUACUUUUGUAUGAAUAAUUCUAUCUUAAUCACGAUUAUUAAUAAAUGCAAAUUUUAUAC
This is a messenger RNA of Mizuhopecten yessoensis (Yesso scallop), 2377 nucleotides long. RefSeq names its product peroxisomal targeting signal 2 receptor-like. Gene Ontology annotation, biological process: protein import into peroxisome matrix. Gene Ontology annotation, cellular component: cytosol; peroxisomal matrix. Lineage: Eukaryota; Metazoa; Mollusca; Bivalvia; Pectinida; Pectinidae. Bases 98 to 1042 code for a protein of 314 amino acids. The record is from RefSeq and is a predicted model, not a curated record. Gene Ontology annotation, molecular function: protein binding. The transcript is spliced from 9 exons.